AUGGGGGUGGAACAGACCCAUUGCGAUAACUCUGCCUCUUCGGCAGGCUACGCUCAUGAUGAGGAUGUGGUGGAAUCAUUAAUGCCCGAAUCGCGCAAAAAAACGUCACCUACCUAUACAUUUGAAGUACAUGUCGGUCCAAAGGGAACAAUGCGAGAGCGAUUUGAAUGGCGGAAGAGCCGUGGCAACGAAAUCAAAGAACUUGCGGGUCAUUCAUACGGAUGGAAGUUGGUACGCUUGGCCGGACCAGUGAACAGUUUAGAUGGGAGGAGCAGAAAGGAACGAGAGUAUGGUUAUACAAGCGAUGGAUUAGAGGUUGUGGCUCUCAUCGCACAUAACGCUUCAUGGAGCAUGAACAAAGGGUUUCGAUUCGCCUCUAUGGGCAGCGGGCUGACGGGUACCAUGGGAGAAAAUUGGGUGAUUAUUGUGGUUACUUCAGCUCUUCAGCUGUGGUAUAUAGACGUCCAAGGUAACGCGGCUACGACCUCCGCUGCAACUACUGCCGCGACUUGUUGA
This is a messenger RNA of Penicillium soppii, 516 nucleotides long. RefSeq lists its product as uncharacterized. NCBI's taxonomy places the organism in Eukaryota, Fungi, Ascomycota, Eurotiomycetes, Eurotiales, Aspergillaceae. The transcript has a single exon. Bases 1 to 516 code for a protein of 171 amino acids. The record is from RefSeq and is a predicted model, not a curated record.